AUGACUGUCUCUAAAGGCGAGCCACUACCAUCUCUCUUCUCAACCCUUGACGAAGGCUUUCACGCGAACCUCCGCCGCUCCGUCAACCAUGCUUUCUCAAUGAGCUCCCUCGUACAAUACGAACCAAUGGUGAACGAAACGGUCGAAAUAUUUCUCGACCAAACAGCUACAUUGUUCGCCAACAGUGGGAGAACAUGUGACUUUGCACGCUGGCUCCAGUUCUUUGCAUUCGACGUCAUCGGCAGCAUCACAUAUAGCAAGCGCCACGGCUUCAUUGAGAAAAACCGAGACAUAGACGGCAUCGUCAAGUCUCUUGCGCGGAUCUUCGACUACUCCGCACCCAUCGGCCAAAUGCCCUGGCUCGAUAAAGUAUUCUGGAAGAACCCGAUCUUCGACGCAUUGCAGAAAUGGGGAAUCGCAGAUAACUCCCACCCGGUCGCGGUCUUUGCCCGCCAACGCAUGCAAGAGCGCAUGUCGGCCGAUAUCACCAACCCCACAACCCAGAAGGGAGACCUCUUAACCAUGUUCAUGAAAGCCGGCAAGGAUCGCCCAGAGUUCAUGACCGAGAAGCGCAUCCUCACAAUGGCCGUCUCCAUGGCCUUUGCCGGGUCCGAAACAACCGCCAUCAGCCUCGCCGCUGUCUUCUACUACCUCCUCAAGAACCCACAAUACAUGCAACGCCUGCGCGAAGAGCUCGAUGCUGCUGUAAAGGACGGAACACUCGUCAACCGACCUACUGGCCUUGUCUCCUGGGCUGAGUCCCAGAAACUCCCCUUCCUCGACGCCUGCAUCAAAGAGGCCUUCCGCAUACACCCAGCAGCAGGCCUUCACCUCGAGCGCGUCGUUCCGGCAUCCGGAAUCGAUAUUUCCGGUCACUUCAUCCCAGGCGGUACAAUCGUCGGAUGUACGCCUUGGGUCAUUCACCGCAACGAAGAGAUCUUCGGUCCUGAUGUCGACAAGUUCAACCCCGAUCGAUGGUUGACUACGUCGGCGGACAAGUUGAAGACGAUGAACGGCAUGAUGCUCCAGUUCGGAUCUGGGUCGAGGACCUGCAUCGGAAAGAAUAUCUCACUGAUGGAGAUUUAUAAGCUCGUGCCGAGCUUUUUGAGGCGGUUUGAUAUACAACUUGCGCAUCCGGAUCAAGAGUGGGAAUUGUGGAAUGCAUGGUUUGUCAGGCAGUAUAACUUCAAAACAAAGUUUAUUGCUAGAGAUAUCAGUGCUUAG
Aspergillus calidoustus is the source of this 1224-nucleotide messenger RNA. Lineage: Eukaryota; Fungi; Ascomycota; Eurotiomycetes; Eurotiales; Aspergillaceae. The record is from the annotation of a GenBank genome assembly.